AUGACACGCGAGAAUGAAGUAGCUUUUGGAGAAUGCGGGCUUGUCUUUAGUGGGUCGUCGGUUAGAAACAUCGGCCAGAAUCGGCAGCGGCAACUUUGCUUCGCACUUCAGGGCUAUGGAUUUCUCACCAGAUAUAUGAAGCAGGAACAGGGCAAAAAAUUAUCAUGGCGUCAUAACGUCUGCCUGCUGCUCUCAUUCUGUGGAGCCGAUUGCCACCGGCUUUAUGGACAUCCCCAGCAAACUCCGGCAGCGGUUAAAGCUCUCUCUGAAGCAGCGGCAUUGGCAGCAGCACAAACAGGUGACAACACACAGAUAGUCACAGAUGAGGACUGGAGUUCUCUCAAUGAGAAACCCUCUUCGAUACUGAACUCGGCCACUAUUGGACUCGAGGGCCCAUCGCCUAUACAGGAAGAGCCAUCUUUGAAUCCCACUAAUGCCAACUCAGGUGCGCCUGCAUCUGUGGAAGCUGCAAGUACCCAAGUUACUCUGAGAUCAUCGAGUUUUUCUCUUCAAACUAGGAGCAAGCGUUAUGACAGUUGCCAGAAGCACUUUAUGUCUCGGGCAUCACCAGGGGACUGCAAGCACGUUUAUACGUUAGAUUUUGAAGCUCAGAAUGAAGGGUUUGGGAAAUUUUUUGCUCGGCUGGCCCUGCUAGUAGGGGGUGCUGAUAUUGAAAAAGUUGUCCAAAUUGAACGUCAAGUUCAUCAGUAUAUACAGGCAAAAAAAAGCCGGUCUCUGUCAGGAAAUCGUCAGGUUACCCCGAAACAACGAGAAUUAAAGAAUUCUACCUUUGACGGCUCCAGAAUCCCGGCGUAUCCAGAUACUCCUGUAGAGUCACGUGGGGUUUCGUAUGGUAGUUCAGACCCCCAUCACUUACCGUCACACAACUUGAAGAUUGUCUUAGAGCCUCUGCUCCUGGACGGCACCCCAAUGGGGCCUUUUGACAAACUUCAAUACGAAGCCUUAGCCCCUGUCAUUCAAGUCUCUAUACCUCCCAAUUUCAAGGCUCUUGUCAAGCCGAUAGCAGAUCAGGAUUCCUCUUUGGCACAUUCGAGGCGGCUCAGAGGCACAGGCUCUAGUGGUAGCAGUGGUUCUUUGUCGGAGUCUGGCAACAAGUUUAUUUCUGCAGGAGCUUCCAUCAACACAGCUGCCCACUGCAAAGCAGCCGCUGCAUUCAUGUCGGAAAGGCCAGAGCUGCAAUGGCUACAAGAGCACGUCUUCUUUUUGCAUAGUCAAGGUUGA
Messenger RNA from Cyclospora cayetanensis, 1242 nucleotides. RefSeq lists its product as uncharacterized. The record is from RefSeq and is a predicted model, not a curated record. NCBI's taxonomy places the organism in Eukaryota, Apicomplexa, Conoidasida, Eucoccidiorida, Eimeriidae. Bases 1 to 1242 code for a protein of 413 amino acids. The transcript has a single exon.